Messenger RNA from Podospora pseudocomata, 1745 nucleotides. RefSeq lists its product as uncharacterized. The coding region runs from base 371 to 1417 and encodes 348 amino acids. The transcript is spliced from 3 exons. Lineage: Eukaryota; Fungi; Ascomycota; Sordariomycetes; Sordariales; Podosporaceae. The record is from RefSeq and is a predicted model, not a curated record.
CUCGCUCAACCCGCAUUGGGCAGCACGUUCGAAACCAGGGAGCGUCCACGUCCAAUCAUUUCGAUCCGCGGGGCCAGACGCCAAUGGCGGUUGCGGCCAACGCUGUCUCGCCCAAGUAGUCGCGACGCAAUUGGAUAUCUGCUCGGAGCCCAACCAAACGACAGACCAUCAAACACUGUCUAUCGCCUUUACAAGUGAUGAACGCGCGUCUCGAGAAGCUCCCAAUUGUGUCAAGAUAACGCGUGAGACGUGGAAACUGUGGAGGCACGAUAUAUACCCUCCGUGAGUCUGGCUGCUAAAGGCAGACAGACGCGCCGACCCCUCCGACCCGACGACUAGCUAGCUCCCGUCGCUCCCGCCCGCAUUCCACAUGGUUCCGCCAGACUACUUGCUCUGGCCGCUCGAAACCGAGGUGCUCGGGAAGAAGGAGAAAGAGAAGCCCGCUACGGAUAUAUUACCGGCUACCUACCACUACCAUGAGGCCGCCGGAAGGCGCGCGGUCGGUAACCCGGCGAAGGACAUACCGACCUUUUUACGGAGGGAGCUUUCUCUCGGAGACCUAGCUGAUAUGAUGCAACACCUAUGGUUUGCCGGCGCAAAGCGUCCCGCCAUGCCGCUGCACUCUCAUGUCGCCAUAGGUCGGGAGAUCACUAUCACCGACCGGAUGGAUCUGCACCUCCUCUGGGAUAACAAGGGGAAGCUCUUGAUUAAGCCCGUCCCACGCUUUCUCCUCGAUCCAGCUUUUUGCAGCACCAACCUACAAUGCCCGGAUGCCUGCGCCUGCCACGACCCUCCGGCGGAUACGUGCCGGGGAAUCCCACGGAGAGUCGCCCUCGGCUUUCUCUACACGUACGCCUGUCUCGUAUCGUCGGAGAGCGACUUCUAUAUCGCCAACGAAAAGCACCUCUUUCCUUACAGGGAAGACGACAAGCCACUAGAAUGGGCAGACUGGAAGAUCCUGGCCAGAGAGCUCCUCCGAAUGUAUGAGCGCGAACUAGAUGUUGUCCACCCUCGCUUCCUGCGUGCCGAGCUCCGUCUCUCCCGUAUCAAUAUCAUCCACCGCUUAACCAGCCUCCCACUGUUCAACCCCUACCUCCGCGGUCGGCACAACUACGGUAGCUUCUUCCGCGAUAACCUCACCUGGAUAACUACUGCCACCGUCUUCAUCGCCCUGGUGCUGACCGCGAUGCAGGUCGGUCUCGCCACGGAACGGCUUAGGGAAAAUGCCGCCUUCCAGCAGGUUUCGUACGGCUUUACCGUCUUCGCUAUCUUAGGUCCUUUGUGCGCGUUCGGCUUGGUGGUCCUAGACGCGCUAUUCCAUCUCGUCAAGGACCUGCCGUUGCUUCUCAGAGGACGGCGCAGCCGCACGGCGCCCAACCGCACUAUAUCUGGUGCUGAGCCGGAGGCUUUCGCCUAGACUAGAUAUUCUAGCCCGGGUACCAGUUGAUGGCGCUGCUUCUUGACUAGCGAGGUAAUGUCACAACCCACAGUUCUGCGGGGCUCGGGACGGUGAGUGACUAAUCAGAGGAUCAAAACAACGGACUAAUGAGGAAUGGAUCAUUAGAUUAUAGAGAUAAUCCAACGAUCCAGGAAAUGGAUUAUGGGAUUAUUGCAAUGAUCCAGCGAUUUGGAUAUAGGAUUAUGGAGGCUUGGCAAUGAUCCGAGAAGACUAAGGUCCAUAUAUACGGAGGAACUAGAUAGCUUGUAGAUAGUUCCGCAGUAUGCAAUCACAGCUUGUAUUCACG